This is a messenger RNA of Caenorhabditis remanei, 552 nucleotides long. RefSeq lists its product as uncharacterized. The record is from RefSeq and is a predicted model, not a curated record. Bases 1 to 552 code for a protein of 183 amino acids. The transcript has 5 exons. Gene Ontology annotation, molecular function: protein binding. NCBI's taxonomy places the organism in Eukaryota, Metazoa, Nematoda, Chromadorea, Rhabditida, Rhabditidae.
AUGUCUGGCAACGACUCUCACCGUUCCUUCCUCCAAGAUCUAAAAAUCGCCCACGAUGUCUACACAAUUGAAGUCGUUGAUGAGGAUUCCAAGAAAAUUACUCUUCACUUGGCUGGGCCAGCAGGCACCCCAUACGUCGGUGGAGUCUACGAAGUGGAUAUCAAGUUUCCUGCCACAUACCCAGAUGGUCUCCCAGAGAUCGUUUUCAAUGUGCCGAUCUGGAAUGCGGCCGUUGAACCAAGCACCGGACGCGUCAGCUUCAACAAUGAAACAAAUCUCAACGUUGGACAGACGCUCAACUACGUCGACGACUUGUUGAAAGUUCUCGAUUUCGAGGACGAUUCGGAAUUCGCAAAGACAGCUCGUUUCUGGAGUGCGGAGUUCGCUGGGGCCAUGGGGUACCCAGAAUACAAUAUCCUUGUCGCCAAGGUCCGCAAGGUAGAGGAGAUGGGCUUCCCGACAAAGGAUGCCAUCAUUGCCCUUUCCGAGUGCGAUUGGAAAGUGGAAGAUGCUGCCGUCCAACUCAUCGACCAAGCCAGCACAGAGUGUUGA